UGAAUGUUGGUAGUAGUUAUUGUAUUGGAAUUGUAAAUGUCAAAUAGAAUAAAAUACGAACCUAGUGGUGUUUCUUUUGAAUGGCUGCAAUUGAAAAAGUGAAAGUCGUCGUUCUUGGCGAUUCCGGCGUUGGUAAAACUUCAUUGACGUAUCUAAUAGCUCACAAUAAACCGCUGCUUUCGCCGGGAUGGACUGUCGGUUGUUCUGUGGAAGUAAAGCUGCACAGGUACAAGGAGGGAACACAGUCCCAAAACACAUUCUUCGUGGAACUUUGGGACGUUGGAGGUUCGAACGGACAUAGAAUUACCAGAAAUGUUUUCUACCAGCCUGUGCACGGCAUAAUUCUAGUCCACGAUUUAACUAAUAGGAAAAGUCAAAUUAACCUACAAAAAUGGCUUUCCGAAAUACUGAAUCAAGAUAAUUCCAACCCGACACUGCAACAUGUAGAUGUGGAUCCAGAACAGUUUUUAGGUUCUACCCAGAUACCUAUUUUAGUUAUCGGUACCAAAUUUGAUUUAGCAGAAGAAAAACAAAGAAAGAAUCAAUACAGAAGGUUAGCUAGUAGUAUAGCGGAACAAUGUGGUGCUGAUGAAAUGUUCGUGAACUGUCAUCAAGCGAGGUCCUUGGCACCAGGCACCACAAAUUCAGUUAAAUUGACUAGAUUCUUCGACAAGGUGAUUGAACGCCGGUACUACUCUAGAGUGAGCCCGUUCUCGGACAAGAGGCGGAUCCCUCCAUACAUCAUGGCCUCAUCAACACCAUUGUCUAGCAAUAGACCACCGCAGUACAUGAGCCCUAGGUUUUACCACAUGGAUUAAUUAACUUUUUUAAAUUUUCUGGCUAUCAUUCCAUAUUGUGUAUAUUAUGUAAAUUAAGUUAACAUAUAAAUUGCUUAAUACAUAUGCAUAAUCAAUAAUUCUUUC
Messenger RNA from Manduca sexta (tobacco hornworm), 923 nucleotides. RefSeq names its product rab-like protein 3. Gene Ontology annotation, molecular function: GTPase activity; GTP binding. Gene Ontology annotation, cellular component: endomembrane system. Bases 81 to 818 code for a protein of 245 amino acids. Gene Ontology annotation, biological process: intracellular protein transport. NCBI's taxonomy places the organism in Eukaryota, Metazoa, Arthropoda, Insecta, Lepidoptera, Sphingidae. The record is from RefSeq and is a predicted model, not a curated record. The transcript is spliced from 6 exons.